This is a messenger RNA of Penicillium subrubescens, 1943 nucleotides long. RefSeq names its product putative aminotransferase. Bases 72 to 1283 code for a protein of 403 amino acids. The transcript is spliced from 7 exons. Lineage: Eukaryota; Fungi; Ascomycota; Eurotiomycetes; Eurotiales; Aspergillaceae. The record is from RefSeq and is a predicted model, not a curated record.
AAACAACCCCCAUCGAUCGAUUCUCCGAGUUUCAAAACCACUUGCAUAUUGAAAUCCCAUAUAUCUCAACGAUGGCGUCUACGUUUGAUGUGGCUGCUGCUAGAGCGGCCUUCCCGGCUCUGAAAGGGCAGCAGAUUUACAUGGACAAUGCAGGAGGAAGUCAGGUCCUUGGCACAGUUGCGAACUCUAUUCACUCCUACUUGCUGAAUACCAAUGUCCAGCUUGGUGCCACCUACAAGACUUCUCAGAUUUCUACUGCAGCUUAUGAGAAUGGGUAUAAAGCUGCAGCAGGCUUUAUCAAUGCACAGCCAGGCGAGAUCAGCAUUGGAGUGUCAACCACUCAGCUGUUACACAAUCUCUCCACAGCUCUCCAAUUCCAGCCUGGCGAUGAGCUAAUCGUGUCCAAGCUCAACCACGAGGCCAACAGUGCACCUUGGGUCCGUAUCGCGGAGCGCCUCGGUUUGACUGUGAAGUGGUGGGCAUCGUCCAACCCGAAGAAUCCCACUUGCGACGUGGCCGAUUUAAAGACUCUCUUAUCAGACAAGACUAGACUGGUUGCCUGUCCCCAUACCUCCAAUAUCACAGGCACCAUCAGUCCCAUUCGGGAGAUUGCUGAUGCCGUUCAUGCUCACCCGAGAGCACUACUCUGCGUUGACGGUGUCGCUCUCGCGCCGCACCGCCAAGUCGACGUCCAAGCCCUCGGGGUGGAUUUCUACGCAUUCUCGUGGUACAAGGUAUACGGCCCCCACGUAGCGCAACUAUACGCCUCCUCGCGCAUCCAUGAUCAGAUCGACUCGCUGGCACACUUCUUCAAGCCCACCGACACGCUAGACCACAAGCUCAACUUGGCCUCGGCCAACUACGAAUCUGUCCAGAGUAUCCCGGCUGUCGUGGCGUUCUUCGGGGCGGACCCCAGCGCAACGUGGAAGGCCAUGGCUGCGCAUGAGGAGCGUCUACAGGAGAUCCUGCUACAGUUCCUGGCGGCACAUGACCGGAUCACGAUCAUCGGUGAGCCCUCGGCGAGUCAGGAGCUCCGGGUACCGGUGAUUAGUUUCGUGGUGCGAGACGUGAAGAGUCAGCGGCUGGUUGAGGCGGUUGAGUCGCGGUCUUGGUAUGGAUUCCGGAGUGGCCAUAUGUAUAGUCACCGGCUGUUGAAGGAUGUGUGUGGGUUGGAUGAUGUGGAUGAUGGAGUGGUUCGGGUGAGCUUGUUGCACUACAAUACGGAGGCGGAGGUGGCGGGGCUAGUGACCGUUCUCCAGGAGGCUCUGGCAGAGCCGUUGUAGAAUGAGGAUCAUGGGGUUCCAGGAUGGGGCCUUGAUACAGAAUGAGUCAUAUUUGAUGGCUAAGGAGUGAGGAUCUGAUGAUACGUACUUGGUUCUUUGAUAGCUCUUUCCAUGGUGUUCGGUGUACGGAGUACUUGUGCUCUGUAUGUGACCUCGUGACUUGAGGUGUGGGGGUCCGCCGAUGCCGGCCUGCUGCCGAUAUCCCGAUAUCGUCAUUUUCACUAUCCAAGGUCAUGGUUAAUCUCUCGAAGGUAUUUAUGUAGCUAGAUAGGAAAUCAUAUUGAUAGCUAACAGCACCAUCAUGUGUGGGCAAGAGCAAAUCAUACUUUCGGGAUUUCAUCUUAUUCUAAGGUUCUUGUCCUCAUCAUAAUAAGCUUCCUGCUCGUCAUGGAAUCCGAACGGGGCGUUUAGUGGAAUACGAGGUGAUUUCAGCUUGCUGUCAGUGCUCUCCCCUUUUCCAGCUGGUUGCUAAUAAUAAAAUAAUAAUCAUAACAGGGAUUUAGAUUAAUCAAAGUGUUCAUUUGUCAAAUAUUCUAAAGAGGGUAGUUAUAAGUAAGUCGAGAUAAGUGACGUUGUUGACUAGCAUCCUGUUAUUGUCCAACCUCCAGAUACAUGGUCUCUUUCCAUGGGCUAGGACUGUUUAGGAAGUUUAAAAUGGAG